Messenger RNA from Rubroshorea leprosula, 2030 nucleotides. NCBI's taxonomy places the organism in Eukaryota, Viridiplantae, Streptophyta, Magnoliopsida, Malvales, Dipterocarpaceae. The record is from the annotation of a GenBank genome assembly.
CUCCAAACAUUUCUCUCUUCCUAACUACUGAAUCAAAUAUGGCUGAACUUAUUGUUGGUCCUCUUAUGGAUGUCAUGAUAUCCAAGGUGAUUUCAGUUACUACUGAGCAACUCAACUUAGCAGUGGGAUUCGAACAGCAGCUCGAGAAGUUGCCUGGGAUGCUGGGAAUGCUAAAGGGCGUGCUACAAGAUGCUGAACAGAAGAAGGUGAGUCACUCUGGUAAAAAUGUUAGGAGUAGGGUUCUUAUCACAACUCGAAGUGAAAAGGUAGCUUGCACAAUGGGAACACUUUCUGAGCACAUGCAUCAUCUUGAGAAGCUAGCGGAUGGGGAUUGUUGGUCCAUAAUCAAGCAGAGAGCAUUUGUCAGCUCAUCAUUCUCUUUAGAAUUGGAGGGGAUUGGAAGGGAUAUUGCUAGCAAAUGUAGAGGUCUAGCAUUAGCUGCAAAUGUUAUUGGAGGGAGUUUGUGUAAUAGUAGGAAGAAGGAUGACUGGUUAUUGGUUAAAAAUAGCAAUGAAGUAUGGGGUUCAAUAGAAGAAGCUAAUGGAGUUUUGCGAGUGUUGCAGUUGAGUUUCAAUCGUUUGCCAACACUUGUUCUAAAACAAUGUUUUGCUUUCUGCUCUAUUUUCCCAAAAGGUUUUGUCCUGGAAAAGGAGAUGUUAAUCCAGCUUUGGAUGGCUGAAGGAUUUCUUCAGCCAUUUCAGUCAUUUAGUGAAACACAGUUGGAGAUGGAGGAUAUUGGUGAUAAGCCUUUGAAAGGAAUAUGGGAUUUACUCAAUUUGAGACACAUUUAUUUCAAUGAUAGAGAGCUUAUGCCAGCAAGGAUUGGUAGACUAACUUGUUUGAAAACAUUACAAUUAUUUGUUGUGGGCCGACAGAAGGAACAUCAAAUUGAAGAAUUGAGAUGUUUAAGUCAACUCAAGGGAAAAUUAGAGAUUUGCAAUUUGCAUAUGGUUAGAGACAAAGAAGAAGCCAUUGGAGCAAGACUUUCUGAAAAGGCUACAAUUCAGGAGUUGCAAUUGGCGUUUGGUGGGGAAUCCAAUGGUAGUGAAGAUAGAUGCAAACAUGAUGAAGAUAUCUUGGAAGGCCUCCAACCUCAUUCAAAUUUGAAAGGCCUCAUUGUUGAAUGCUAUUGUGGUAAAAGUUGUCCUACAUGGAUGUCAGAAAUAGAAAACCCAAUGUCAGAAAGAGUGAAUUUUCUCAAAAAUCUAGUGUUCAUAUCCCUUUAUCAAUGUCCCUGGUUGGAAAGAAUUCCAUCACUUUCACUCAACGAUGAGGCAAAGGUGGAAAUUAACUAUUGCAAGAAUUUGAAAAGCAUUGCAUGUUCGUCCCUUCAGAAACUCAUCAUUGAGGGAUGUGAAGAACUGGUUGGGGUAAAGGUUGGACCAGUUGCCAUGAAGUCUCUCAAAGAAGUACAUAUAGAGAGAUGUGGUCUGACGUCUCUUCCGAGCCCCCAUGUGCUUUCUUCUCUUCAAAAAGUUCAAAUAUACUAUUGUGGGGAAUUGAAAAGCAUAGGGGAGAGUUUAUCUAUUGCCACGUGUCUCAAAGGGUUGACUCUAUCGGGUUGUAAAGGUCUAACAUCCCUUCCUAGUCUCCAUUGGCUUUUUUCUCUUCAAACUUUAUUGAUAAGGGAUUGUGGUGGAUUAAGAAGUUUGCCAAGUGGGUUGCCAUCAUGCACUGCCCUUGAGGAAUUGGCUAUCGCUAACUGCCAUAAUCUAAUCUCUAUUCCAGAUGAUUUGAGGAGGAGUUGGAGCAUUCCUAACCCUGCCUGUCUUGCUCGCUUGAAGAAGCUGACUAUUGGUGGUUUCUCAACAGAGCUCAAGGAAUUUCCAGAUCUGGGCUUCAUCUGAUCUCAUCUUGAAGAAUUGACUUUGAUUGCAUGGGGAAAACCAAGAGAACGUCUGCUGGAUCAAAUUCAACACUUGACUGCCCUUAGUUAUCUCAAAAUAUGGGAUUUUGAUUGACUGGAAGCUUUGCCAGAAUGGUUUGGAAGCUUAUCCUCUCUUCAAACUCUAUGGAUUUUGAACUGCAAA